Molecule: messenger RNA, 5965 nt
Organism: Cebus imitator (Panamanian white-faced capuchin)
Lineage: Eukaryota; Metazoa; Chordata; Mammalia; Primates; Cebidae
Gene: KDM7A
Product: lysine demethylase 7A
Exons: 20
Coding region: 105-2930 (941 amino acids)
Biological process (GO): protein demethylation; regulation of transcription by RNA polymerase II
Molecular function (GO): histone demethylase activity; transcription coregulator activity
Source: RefSeq, a predicted model, not a curated record
AGCCGCCGCCGCCGCCGCGGCUGCUGCAGGAGGCGGCGCUGGCUGGCGGCUGCGCUCGCUCCAGUCGGCGAGCGGAGCUGCGAGCGAGCGUGUGUUUUUUAAAGAUGGCGGGAGCGGCGGCGGCGGUGGCCGCCGGAGCAGCAGCUGGAGCCGCCGCGGCAGCCGUGUCGGUGGCGGCUCCGGGCCGGGCCUCGGCGCCCCCGCCGCCCCCGCCCGUAUACUGUGUGUGCCGUCAGCCGUACGACGUGAACCGCUUCAUGAUCGAGUGCGAUAUCUGCAAGGACUGGUUCCACGGCAGCUGUGUUGGAGUAGAAGAACAUCAUGCUGUUGACAUUGACCUGUAUCACUGUCCCAACUGUGCAGUUUUACACGGUUCCUCCUUGAUGAAGAAGAGGAGGAACUGGCACAGGCAUGACUACACAGAAAUUGAUGAUGGUUCCAAACCUGUGCAAGCUGGAACUAGAACUUUCAUUAAGGAAUUACGUUCUCGAGUCUUCCCAAGUGCCGAUGAAAUAAUUGUAAAGAUGCAUGGCAGCCAGCUGACACAAAGAUAUCUGGAGAAACAUGGAUUUGAUGUCCCUAUUAUGGUUCCAAAAUUAGAUGAUCUGGGACUCAGGCUCCCUCCACCUACAUUUUCUGUGAUGGAUGUGGAACGUUAUGUAGGUGGUGACAAAGUGAUAGAUGUCAUUGAUGUGGCAAGGCAGGCAGACAGCAAAAUGACACUUCACAAUUAUGUUAAAUACUUCAUGAAUCCUAACAGACCAAAAGUGUUAAAUGUGAUCAGCCUUGAAUUUUCAGAUACAAAGAUGUCUGAAUUGGUGGAAGUCCCGGAUAUAGCCAAAAAACUUUCCUGGGUGGAAAAUUAUUGGCCAGAUGAUUCAGUCUUUCCCAAGCCAUUUGUUCAGAAAUAUUGCUUAAUGGGAGUUCAAGACAGCUAUACCGAUUUCCACAUUGACUUCGGUGGAACUUCAGUCUGGUACCAUGUCCUCUGGGGUGAGAAGAUUUUUUAUUUAAUAAAGCCAACAGAUGAAAAUUUGGCACGUUAUGAAUCUUGGAGUUCAUCUGUGACCCAGAGUGAGGUGUUCUUUGGGGAUAAGGUGGAUAAAUGCUACAAAUGUGUGGUAAAGCAGGGACAUACCUUAUUUGUUCCUACAGGGUGGAUUCAUGCUGUGCUCACUUCUCAGGACUGUAUGGCUUUUGGGGGGAACUUCCUGCACAACCUUAACAUUGGCAUGCAGCUCAGGUGUUAUGAGAUGGAGAAAAGGCUAAAAACACCAGAUCUUUUCAAAUUCCCUUUCUUUGAAGCCAUAUGUUGGUUCGUAGCCAAAAACUUGCUGGAAACCCUGAAAGAACUGAGAGAAGAUGGUUUCCAGCCUCAAACUUACCUAGUACAGGGAGUGAAAGCACUGCAUACUGCUUUAAAAUUAUGGAUGAAAAAAGAACUUGUAUCUGAACAUGCCUUUGAAAUUCCAGACAACGUUAGACCUGGACACCUUAUUAAAGAACUUUCUAAAGUAAUUCGAGCAAUAGAGGAGGAAAAUGGCAAACCAGUUAAAUCUCAGGGAAUUCCUCCUGUGUGUCCAGUUUCACGAUCCUCAAAUGAAGCAACUUCCCCAUACCAUUCCCGAAGAAAGAUGAGGAAACUUCGAGAUCAUAAUGUCCGAACUCCUUCUAACCUAGACAUCCUAGAGCUCCACACAAGGGAAGUCCUCAAAAGAUUAGAGAUGUGUCCAUGGGAAGAGGACAUCUUGAGCUCUAAACUGAAUGGAAAAUUCAACAAACAUCUCCAGCCAUCUUCCACAGUACCUGAAUGGAGAGCGAAAGAUAAUGAUCUACGAUUACUGCUGACAAAUGGAAGAAUAAUUAAAGAUGAAAGACAGCCCUUCACAGAUCAGAGUCUUUAUACAGCAGAUAGUGAAAAUGAAGAGGAUAAAAGAAGGACAAAAAAGGCAAAAAUGAAGAUAGAAGAGCGUUCAGGAAUAGAGGGGGUGGAAAAUGAAGAAUCUCAGAAACCACUGAACAGGUUUUUUACACAUGUGAAAUCAGAACUCAGGAGUAGACCAUCAGGAUAUUCUGAUAUUUCUGAGUCAGAAGACUCCGGACCCGAGUGCACUGCACUGAAAAAUAAUUUUACCACUGAAGAGUCUGAAAGUUCAGGUGAUGAAAAGAAACAAGAAAUAACAUCCAACUUUAAGGAGGAAUCUAAUGUGAUGAGGAACUUCCUUCAAAAGAGCCAGAAGCCAUCUAGAAGUGAAAUUCCAGUUAAAAGGGAAUGUCCUACCUCGACGAGCACAGAGGAAGAAGCUAUUCAGGGCAUGCUAUCUAUGGCAGGGUUGCACUAUUCCACUUGUUUACAAAGGCAAAUACAAAGCACAGACUGCAGUGGUGAAAGAAGGUCUCUCCAGGAUCCCAGCAGCUGCCAUAGCAGUAACCUUGAGGUUAGGCAGUUGUAUCGCUAUGAUAAACCAGUGGAAUGUGGAUACCAUGUCAAGACUGAAGAACAAGACUUGAGGACUUCCUCCUGGAUUAAACAGUUUGAUAAUUCUAGAUUUAAUCCUCAGGAUCUAAGUAGAAGCCAGAAAUGCAUCAAAAAGGAAGGUUCAUCAGAAAUUAGUCAGAGGGUACAAAGUAGGAAUUACGUGGACAGCAGCAGCUCAAGCCUUCAGAAUGGAAAGUAUAUGCAGAAUUCAAACCUGACUUCAGGGGCGUGCCAGAUAAGUAACGGCAGUCUAAGCCCAGAAAGGCCAGUUGGUGAAACUUCCUUCUCAUUGCCCCUUCACCCCACCAAGAGACCGGCAUCAAAUCCACCACCUAUCAGCAACCAGGCAACAAAAGGUAAACGUCCAAAAAAAGGAAUGGCAACAGCCAAACAACGUCUUGGGAAGAUCCUUAAGUUGAACAGAAAUGGCCAUGCACGUUUUUUUGUGUGACAGAGCUGCUGUUGCAGCCAUUCUUCCCUUUGGAGACCAGUCUAGGGGUGCAGGAGCCUGGAGCUUCUGCCAUCCCCCUGCCUGGAGCAGUUUGUGUGAAUAGUAAGAACACUGCCCGAAGAACAGAAUGAACCUGAUGCUGCAUUUUCACUGUGCCACACCCACUCAGCAAUAACCAUUUUGGACCUGGUGGGGGAGAGGAAGAAGGAGGGUAGAACCUUAAAAAGAGACCUUGAACUGGAAAGGGUCUCUUGUCAGGGCUUAAAUUUUAUUUUGUUGUUGGUAGUGUCUGGAUGUAUUUUCAGUGGUAGGGUAAAGAAUUAUCAAUAAUUUAUUUAACAGAUUUUUUUUUAAAGUUAACAGCUUUUAAAUUCUUUUUUUAAAGCUAUUUAUUUGGAAGAUUUCUGGAGAAAUAUCUCACUAAUUUAGAUGUAAGAAUGUGACGGUUUUUAAAUUAUUUUUGAUAGUGUGUGUGUUACAUGUGGGGAAGAGCCACGGUAACAGUAACUAGUCUGGACUCUUAAAUUUGAUAUUCAGGUUAAAGUCUUAAACAGGGAUUUGAUGCAUUAAUUAUUUUAAAUUAAGAUGUAUAUGAAAAUCAUUUUAUUUUAUAUAUUUCAUGUGUUUUUUAUAAGCUAUUAGCUUCGCUUUUGCUAACAUCCAAGGUGCAUACUGUUAUCCAGGUUGAUUAACUUAUAUCUCACUUCCCUCUGCACUCCCAUCAUUUUGUGAUAACCCAGUGAGACUCUUCUCUUUGCAGGGAAACACUUUCAUAACCAAUGUGUAAGAACUCCAUAAAAGAUCCCUCAUUUUGUUUGACAUUGUGAUUUUCUUCUCAAUAUUAAAAAAAAAAUAGGCUUUUGCAUUUUCAUUUCUGCUGAUAAUAUCUGGGUCCCAAAGAGAACAGCUUUAAUAUCUUUUUCCUAUUUUAGGGAAAAGUAUUAUAAGUUUGGUUAAAUUGUCAUGUUUAUAGUUUUUCCAAAUACAUUUGUAACUACAGUGGGCCUUCUUCAUACUGCUGGUGUUGCACAACAGGACUGACACCUGCUGCAGAGGUUAUAUCUUACGACGCUUUUAUUCACCAUAUCUGAUUUGUUGAAAAUAUUUUUGACUUAGGAUAUUCAAAUCUGCAUAAGCCGUAAUAUAUAGGAUUAAUACUACAUUAAUUUGUAUAGAAGCAAGCAUGUUGGAAUAGAUUUUUUGUGUGUAUUUACUUUUUCAUUUCUUAAUUUUCUAAAGAAUUAUUUAAGAUAUGGAUUUGGAGUAAAAUGGGUGCUUCUGGCAGUUUAUUCCAUCUAUCCUAAUCUGACAAGUGCAUACUGAAGUUAAGUAUCCGGUUAAACUUUAAUCAUUUAUCUCCUUUAUGUAUAAUUUUUACUAAAUGCAGAUUUCAGUUGCUUGUAGUACCCAUUUUCCCUUUUUUUCCUUUCAUGGCAUAAAAAUAAGCGAUUUCUGGGGGUGGGGUGGAAAUGUUCUCAAGUCUGACAAUAGAGCAUUUUACAAAUUCCUACAAAGAAAAUAUAGGCAAAUAGAUAAAAUUUACUUUUGUGGGGAAGUAUGGCCAUAUUAUGGAUUUGUCUUUUUUUACUCAGCAAUAUAGCAGGACUUAACCCUUCUGUAUUAUCACUUGAAUUGCUAAUAAGAAAAAAGUCUAUACCAUCAUCUUUCAUGGUUGCAUUCAAAUGUGUAUUUUCAAAGAAAAAUAUUUCUUAGUGUCUGCAUUCCAAAAUUUCAUGGGAUAAAUAUCAAAUAGUUUAUGAAGUAGCCUUGCUGGUUCAGAUGGACCAAAGUCUGAAUCUUAUCUGGGUAUCAGGAAGAAGACUUUUGUGAAAAUCCUCAGUGUCUGUGAACAACCUGUGUAAACCCUGUCUACACUAUGCCAAAACCAGUGGGAAGAUGGGUAGAGUCAUCUUAUCUCAGGAUGUCAAAAAUCUGGGUUUGACUGAUUCCCUUACCUUCCCAUACAGUAUAUUCUUGUGAUGUGUUGGUUUUCUGUAGAUCCUGAGUUGGUGUUAACAAUAGUCAUGUUUUUAUUUUGGUUUCGAGAAAUAGGAGGUUUAAGAGCUAUAAUUUCCUUUUCCUGUAAUACCAUGAUCUGUUUUUUUUCUUUAUGUUUUUCACAACUCUGAGUAUUUUCAGUUUUUUUAGCCACAAAAAUUAAAAUGAAACUUUAUUUUUGUGAAUUAAAAUGAAAUUUAUUUUAUUUUUAUGAAUUAAAAUUGUGGCCAGUAUCCACUGUGUUCUUAGGCUGAGGAAAACUAAUUUGGAAUAGCCCGUAUGUGGAAUUCUAAAGUGAAGGUACUAUGUAUUCAUUGUUAGUAGUUUUAGCUCAUUAAGGGGCUAAGUCAGAAAACUUUCAGCAAGGUAAUAGAACCACUAAUAUAAUCCAUGUAUCUUUUUCUGAAUUGGUGAAAAUUCGGCCACUGAUCCAGUGACUCCUAGUUAAACCUCUUAUAACAUUACUGGCUGUGAUGCAUCCCUAUAGCUCAUGGAAAUAGCUGAACUUUGUGAUAACUGCCGCCAGUACCUGGGCUUAACAGUAAUAGAGAACCUCAUUCAUACACCAUACAGACACAACAACUUAGGAAGACAGCACUGAUAGCAUUUAGCUAGUUGUAAGCAAAUACAAAUAUGUAAAAUUGAGAAUUAUGAGUUAACAUAUGCAACUUUAGUAAUAGUAAUAGAUGAUAAUUUUCCUGUAUUGUUUCAAAUAAGUGACUCUUCAGCUGGGAUCCAUUGGAUUGUAAUUCACAAUGUCACAUAAUAUGCUUUUUAAUAUUGAUGAAUGAUGUAAACAAUAUAAAGUUGGCAGUUUGUAGUAGUCCAUUAUGCUAGAAAUACAUUGCACUUCAUAAGUAUCAGUUGAUUUUUAAGCGUAAAGAGUUGAAGAUUCUGACUGAAAUCAUAAACUCAGAGAAAACAAGUCCAUCUUUAUCACUAAUUAGCUUGAAUACUUUUUUUUUUUUUUUUUUUUUUGAGACGGAGUUUCACUCUUGUUACCCAGGCUGGAGUGCAAUGGCGCGGUCUUGGCUCAC